Molecule: messenger RNA, 1139 nt
Organism: Paralichthys olivaceus (Japanese flounder)
Lineage: Eukaryota; Metazoa; Chordata; Actinopteri; Pleuronectiformes; Paralichthyidae
Source: RefSeq, a predicted model, not a curated record
GUUCGACUCGAGUCGAGCGGUGCAGCAGCUUCGAGCUUGUGGCGUUCUGGAGACGAUCCGGAUCAGUGCGGCCGGAUACCCGUCCAGGUGGACGUAUCCUGAUUUCUUCAGCAGGUAUCGAGUGUUGAUGAAGAAAUCCGACAUGACGUCAUCUGAUAAGAAGCUUGUCUGUAAAAACCUGCUGGGGACGCUGAUCAAGGAGCCAGACAUGUUCCAGUUUGGAAAGACGAAGAUCUUCUUCCGGGCGGGUCAGGUGGCGUACCUGGAGAAGCUCCGCGCCGAUAAGUUCCGAGCGGCGUGCAUUAAGAUCCAGAAGACGGUUCGAGGCUGGCUGCAGAGAGUCCGAUACCGAAAGAUCCGCAAGACUGCCAUCACUCUGCAGAGAUACGGCCGAGGUUACCUGGCCCGCAGGUACGCCGAGUAUCUGCGUCUGACUCGAGCAGCACUCGUCUGUCAGAAACAGUAUCGUAUGGUGAGAGAUCGACGGGCGUAUCUGAGGGUGAGACAGGCGGUCGUCACCAUCCAGGCCUACGCUAAAGGGAUGUUCACCCGCAGGAUUUACUGGGAGUUCCUCCUGCAUCACAAGGCCAUGAUCAUCCAGAAGAACGUCCGUGGCUGGAUGCAGAGGAAGAAGUUCAAACGGGCACGGAACGCUGCCAUCACCAUCCAGUGUGCGUUCAGACGCACACGUGCCAAACAACAACUCAAACAGCGGAAGAUCGAAGCUCGUUCAGCGGAACAUCUGAAGAAACUCAACUCAGGGAUGGAGAACAAGAUCGUCCAGCUGCAGAGGAAAAUGGACGACCAGUCUAAAGAAUUAAAAAUCCAGAACGAGCAGCUGCAGACUGUGAACAUCGGUCUGGGCUCGGAGGUGAACAAACUGCAGAAGGAGCUGAAGCAGCUCCAGGGUCAGCGCAACGAAGGAGGUCAGCUGACGACCCUGCAGGAGGAGCUGGAGAGGCUGAGGGCGGAGCUUCAGGAGGCGCACGCUCUCAGGAAGAGACUGGAGGAGGAGCACAGCAGCGAGAAAAAGAGCCUGAAACAGAGGGUGGAGGAGCUGGAGACAGAGAACUCCCUGCUGAAGAGCGAAAAAGAAGAAAUGAACCAGAGGAUCCUUCAGCAGACGAAGAACUCCCCAG